Molecule: messenger RNA, 2475 nt
Organism: Eremothecium cymbalariae DBVPG#7215
Lineage: Eukaryota; Fungi; Ascomycota; Saccharomycetes; Saccharomycetales; Saccharomycetaceae
Gene: ALR1
Product: Mg(2+) transporter ALR1
Exons: 1
Coding region: 1-2475 (824 amino acids)
Biological process (GO): magnesium ion transmembrane transport; intracellular magnesium ion homeostasis
Cellular component (GO): plasma membrane
Molecular function (GO): magnesium ion transmembrane transporter activity
Source: RefSeq, a predicted model, not a curated record
AUGGUAUCGGACUCUCAAACGUGCGGCAAAGAGCAAACUUUGUCACCAAAUGCGUCCUCUGUCGCUUCGCUUGUAUCUACCAAAACAGAUGAACAUAAUGAGCUGUAUGAUCAUCGAGCACAUCCUGUGUCUGUUCCUAAGAAACCAUCGGCUGCUGCUAGGAAUCAGGGGGGCGAUGGAGACGGGAGUAAUCGAUGUCAUUACUCUGGAGAUGGUCGUGUGGCAGUAUAUGGUCUUAAACAAGAGGAGCCUGGUCGGUUCAAAAGAAGUGCUAUAACCAGCGGAAUUACUUUUGAAGACGACUCUGAUGAGGAAUAUUCGAAAAUGGCUUCGAAUUCUAUCAGACCUGGUGGUGCUACGAGAACGGGAAGUGCAAGGCCAUCUCGUGUCGCACAUUCUAUGCCCUUCCAGCAGCAACUGUACAAUCCAUCGAAGGACACAUUUGCCGUCGAUACUGAUGGUACAGGUCACCAUAGUGCUGGAGCGAAGCCUAGAAGGGGUUCUAAGGCUCCAUCAGUUACUGAACUUCCAUUGAAGAAUAAUAAAUCUCGGGCGUUCUCGGAGUCUUCUUCCCAAGGAAAUGCAGCGCAUUUCCUCACAAGAACAGUAUCUUACAAAUCACAGGACUCCGGUUACGUAAACGCUAGACGCAACAGGAAGCUUUCAGUGGGCAGCGAUGAUUCAAACGCGUCUAGAGAGUCUCAAGAAACAGAAGAAGAUGUGUGUUUUCCUAUGCAACAACCUGAGCAUACUAGAAUAAACGGUAUUGACUUUGACGAGUUAGAAGAGUUUGCAGUUGAAUCAAUUCGUAUUCAGACCUCUUUGAAGGCAUCCGUCGAUAUGAUUGGGGCUGUUGAUUCUGGCGCAAAAUUUUCUGGAACUCCGGGCACUUCUUCUGGCACUUCUACAUCAAUAUCUUCAGCCGCAUUGAAGUAUGUCCCAAAGGAGGUGUAUUCACACAGUCAACAAAAUUCCUUGGCGGAUGUGUUGGCGCCUGGUGUCUCAUUUGGUAAUAACAAAGUAGAAGUUGACGAAUAUGUUCCAACGAACGAUCACUCCAGUCAUAUGAACGAGUCUGCCGUACACAGUGCUACUAAUAAUCAAGAUAUUAAUAGUACAACCCCUCCACCUAAUUAUAAGAUUCCUGAUAGAUUUUCAUUUUUUUGUUCCGAUGCCGGAGAAACUAUUCACGCUCCCGACCUUCCAUCUUUAGUAGAGCCAGGCCAAUCUUAUCGUGAGUUCUUUAGAAAUGGUGCUGAUACCUGGUGGCUCGAUUGUAUUUGUCCAACAGAUGAGGAGAUGCGUUGUAUUGCGAAGGCUUUUGGUAUUCACCCUUUGACGGCUGAAGAUAUUCGUAUGCAAGAAACUCGUGAAAAGGUGGAACUAUUCAAGUCAUAUUAUUUUGUUUGUUUCCAUACAUUUGAGAAUGAUCCUGAAUCUGAAGAUUUCUUGGAGCCCAUCAACAUCUAUAUGGUUGUUUUCAGAAAUGGUGUGUUGACAUUCCAUUUCACUCCUGUUUCUCAUCCAGCUAGUGUAAGACGGCGUGUAAGACAGUUGCGUGAUUAUGUUGAUGUUAAUUCCGACUGGAUUUGUUAUGCGCUCAUCGAUGAUAUUACCGAUAGUUUUGCCCCUGUGAUCCAAGCGAUUGAGUAUGAAGCUGACGUAAUUGAAGAUUCUGUGUUUAUGUAUCGUGACAUGGACGUUGCUGCAAUGUUACAAACAAUUGGUGAAGGUAGACGCAAAACCAUGACGUUGAUGAGAUUGUUAAGUGGUAAGGCAGAUGUCAUCAAGAUGUUUGCUAAGAGAUGUCAAGAUGAAGCUAAUGGUAUUGGACCUGCUUUAACUUCUGAAAUUAAUAUUGCAAACCUACAAUAUGGACAACCUGGGGACAUUUCUCCAAGAUUUCGUCCACAAAUUUUAGCGCAAUCAGCACAACAGCAGCAAAAUCGAACCUCUACAAGAUCCCAGCCAAGAGCUGAUAUUGCCUUAUAUUUGGGCGAUAUUCAAGAUCAUGUUAUUACAAUGUUUCAAAAUUUGCUUUCUUACGAAAAGAUCUUCUCACGUUCACAUUCCAACUAUUUGGCUCAGUUGCAGGUUGAAUCAUUCCGUUGCAACAAUCGCGUAACUGAAAUGUUAGGCAGGGUGACCAUGAUUGGUACAAUGUUAGUGCCUUUGAAUUUGAUUACCGGUUUGUUUGGAAUGAAUGUUAAAGUUCCAGGAGAUUCAGGCUCUGGCAAUUAUUAUUGGUUUAUUGGGAUUGUACUUUUCCUCAUAAUUCUAGCAACGGGCUCGUGUUUUUUUUCCUCCUGGUGGAUAUCCAGAGCUAAUACUCCAACUACAUUAAAUGAGGCUGCUGAAUCUGCCACCAGAUCGGUUUUGAGAUUCGGACGCCGGAACAAUCCCCAAAGCGCAGGUCGACCAGCAGGAAACAAGUCUGUGAUAAGCUCUCCUAGUAGGUUUACCCGUUAUUAUUGA